Molecule: messenger RNA, 547 nt
Organism: Rhagoletis pomonella (apple maggot)
Lineage: Eukaryota; Metazoa; Arthropoda; Insecta; Diptera; Tephritidae
Product: galactosylgalactosylxylosylprotein 3-beta-glucuronosyltransferase S-like
Exons: 2
Coding region: 163-381 (72 amino acids)
Biological process (GO): carbohydrate metabolic process; chondroitin sulfate proteoglycan biosynthetic process
Cellular component (GO): Golgi membrane
Molecular function (GO): galactosylgalactosylxylosylprotein 3-beta-glucuronosyltransferase activity
Source: RefSeq, a predicted model, not a curated record
CUAGGACUGCAUACUUUUUCAACAGAAUUAAACAGGAAUGUUGUUUUUUUUUCAGAUGACUCAGCACGUACUCGGGUCAAUGAAUCACAACUAGUAUGCAACGAAGUAUUUACAGAUAAUCGAUUUUUUAUUCAAAAUCGACCUGUCCACGAUUAUGAAACAAUGACUUUAAUAUACUUUGUAACACCCACAUAUCCACGCAGGGAACAGGUACCUGAACUCAUUCGGCUAGCUUACACGCUCUUACAUGUGCCGCGACUUCAUUGGAUAGUUGCAAAUGAUUACCAUGUUUGCAACGUAUAUAUUGAUGACUUACUCAUAAAAUUAGGAGAACGCAUCGAAAGCCUAACUCCUGUAGAGUGGAACUUCAAUCCGAACUAAAACUCCUUGUUUUGCUCUCUAGGUAUGUAUGUAUGUAUGUUUGUUAGGGGCAAAUAUUGCAAUAAAUUUUUGAUCAACUUCUCAAUGACCUAUAGACUUGAAACUUCACCGUUGGCUCAGAACCCGAUGACAAUGCAAUACGAAGUAUGAGUUAAUCCGAUAGGUG